AUGCCACCGAAGAAGAUGCUGCAACAGAUGGAGGGGUAUCACCUCCCUAAAAAUGAUACCGAGGAAGCAGGCCUCGUUAAUAAAUGUGCAACAGAACAAAACCCGAACAAAACAUGCGCUGAAAGCUCAUACAAUAGUGCUACACAAAAUUGCCUUACACAAAAUGCUACAUAUGAUGCCGAUGCCUCAAAUGCCAAUGACUCAAAUGCCAAUGCCUCAAAUGCCAAUGCCAAUGCCUCCUAUCCCAAUGCCUCCUAUCCCAAUGCCUCCAAUGCCAAUGCCUCAAAUGCCAAUGCCAAUGCCUCAAAUGCCAAUGCCUCCUAUCCCAAUGCCUCCAAUGCCAAUGCCUCAUAUGCCAAUGCCAAUGCCUCAUAUGCCAAUGCCUUAAAUGCCAAUGCCUCAUAUGCCAAUGCCUCAUAUGCCAAUGCGUCAAAUGCCAAUGCCUCAUAUGCCAAUGCCUCGUAUGCCAAUGCCUCGUAUGCCAAUGCCUCGUAUGCCAAUGCCUCGUAUGCCAAUGCCUUAAAUGCCAAUGCCUCAAAUGCCAAUGCUCAAAAAGAUCAAAAUGCUCAAAAAGACCCAUAUGCCAAUGAGAACAAUGUCAGUGAUAACAAUGAUCCUGAAAGCUAUGACCCUGAUACUGACAUCAAUGAUCCAGAGAGUUAUGAUCAAGAUUUUGUUACCAAUGACCAUCAUACUGAUACAAAUGAGACUGUACAUGGUUCUUUCAAUCAAGGUCACACUAGAUUUGGAAAAAACAGUGGCAGACAGUGUGUAGCUAACAGUGCAAUGGCAAUGAUGUACAAUCAAAUUAAGGACAUUUCCACAUGGGACAGCUAUGAUCUUGACACAGUUCUUUGUAGAGGAAACAAACUUUAUGAAGAUUCUAUAAACCAGAGACAAUCAACUAGUCGUAGUGCAUACCUUCUUGUGUCAGAUAUUUGUCCAACAGUAGACUUCUUUGGCAAAGAAUAUAGAUUUGUGUCUGGCGAUUCUCUGAGUGGCUUUGUGAUGAAAGAUACUGAAGAAAUUGUUGAUAUUCCACAACAAAUGUGUCUCGAUGCUGCACUUCAAACAAUAUUUUCACAACAUGAUGCUACUUUUAUGACAUUUGGAGGAUCAACAUUUGCUGUGAUAGAAAGAAAUAACAAAUACCACGUGUUUGAUUCCCAUUCUCGGAACACUGAAGGAUUACAAGUCACUAAUGGCACUAGCAUACUUAUCCAAUACACAAGUCUGCUUCAGGUCUAUGAACACUGUUUCAAUCUUGCUCGGUCAAUGAACUUAAAUGCAAAUUCACAAUUUGAAAUGACAGGUAUGAGAAUUACCACUGGUGUAGAGCCACAUGACAACCGGUCUGACAAUGCGAGUGAUACCAAUGACAAUGAUGAUGUAGUGCAUAUUGAUGAACUCGAAGAGAACUCACAGGAUGUAGAGCCACAUGACAACCGGUCUGACAAUGCGAGUGAUACCAAUGACAAUGAUGAUGUAGUGCAUAUUGAUGAACUCGAAGAGAACUCACAGGAUGUAGAGCCACAUGACAACCGGUCUGACAAUGCGAGUGAUACAAAUGAGAAUGAUGAAGUAGUGCAUAUUGAUGAACUCGAAGACAACUCACAGGAUGUAGAGCCACAUGACAAUCAGUCUGACAGUGCGAGUGAUACCAAUGAGAAUGAUGAUGUAGUACAUAUUGAUGAACUCGAAGACAACUCACAGGAUGGUAGUGUGGAAAUGAUUGAUAUUGACACAAAUGUGACUGUACAUGGUUCUUUCAAUCAAGGUCACACUAGAUUUGGAAAAAACAGUGGCAGACAGUGUGUAGCUAACAGUGCAAUGGCAAUGAUGUACAAUCAAAUUAAGGACAUUUCCACAUGGGACAGCUAUGAUCUUGACACAGUUCUUUGUAGAGGAAACAAACUUUAUGAAGAUUCUAUAAACCAGAGACAAUCAACUAGUCGUAGUGCAUACCUUCUUGUGUCCGAUAUUUGUCCAACAGUAGACUUCUUUGGCAAAGAAUAUAGAUUUCUGUCUGGCGAUUCUCUGAUUGGCUUUGUGAUGAAAGAUACUGAAGAAAUUGUUGAUAUUCCACAACAAAUGUGUCUCGAUGCUGCACUUCAAACAAUAUUUUCACAACAUGAUGCUACUUUUGUGACAUUUGGAGGAUCAACAUUUGCUGUGAUAGAAAGAAAUAACAAAUACUACGUGUUUGAUUCCCAUUCCCGGAACACUGAAGGAUUACAAGUCACUAAUGGCACUAGCAUACUUAUCCAAUACACAAGUCUGCUUCAGGUCUAUGAACACUGUUUGAAUCUUGCUCGGUCAAUGAACUUAAAUGCAAAUUCACAAUUUGAAAUGACAGGCAUGAAAAUUAGCACUGAUAUACAGCCACAUGACAAUCAGUCUGACAAUGCAAGUGAUACCAAUGACAAUGAUGAUGUAGUGCAUAUUGAUGAGGAUGGUACAGUAGAUAUGAUUGAGAUUGACCAAAGUGAUGAUACGGCAUGUCAAACAAAUGAGAAUGAUCAAGAUGAUAUGAUGCACUUUGAUGAAUGUGACGACAACUCACAAGAUGGUAGUGUGAAAGAAACUGGGACUGACCAACAUGCAAUGCUAUUCUGCCCUGUAUCAUCAAAUGUAUGUGAACAGUUGUGCAAUAAGCUUGAUAUUCAACACCAAUGUGUAGCAAAGUCUCAAGAUCAUGAGUUUGGUGUAGAAAUUGAUGUACCAUGCAGAACAGUAUCCAUUGAAGGUGAUGGCAAUUGCUUUUUUAGAAGUCUUUCAUAUGCAAUCUCGGGCAAAGAAAACAACCACAGGAAAAUCAGACUGGCUGUUGUGACACACCUAAAAGCACAUGCUGAAAGUUUCCAUCACUUCUUAAGACCAGGUUACGAGUCAGUUGAACAAUACAUUUCUCAAUCCAGAAUGUGGUAUGUUGGAACAUGGGCUACAGAACUUGAAAUACUUGCAGCUGCAAAUCUACUGGGCACUGACAUAUGCACAUACUCUGAUAACAGAUGGCUGAGAUAUUCAAGCAGGCAGUUAAACUCAGACACAGUGAACACAGGAACAGGCAUAUAUCUAAAUCAUGUUGGUGGAUCACAUUAUGAAGUGGUUGUUUGUGUGAACACAGUAGAUGCUUUGAGAAACUCAUGUACAGACAAAUAUUGUCAGAGACAUAUGAAUCUCAAGAGAAAUGUUGACCAGCGAUGUGUAGAUUUGCUGAAUGACAGACAGUCAGUCUUGAAAAAACAAAAAUGUACUGAUUCUAAAGAAAAGACACCUGAUCACAGACAAACUAAAAAACCAAAAGGAAAGUAUGCACAGGCAAAAGCUAAAAGAGAAUAUAUGAGGGCCAAAAGAAAAUUAGAGAAAGAUAAUUCUGAAACAUUGAAUUUGAAUGUGAAACAGAGAAGACUUGCAAAAGAGAAUGAAAAGUACAACACUGACCCUGAUUUCAAGAACAGAAAGAAACUGCAAAGUUCAAAUAAAUACAAAGAUGAUGAAGCACACAGGGAAUUUGUCAAAAUGUACAGUACUAACAAAUAUGCCACAGUCUAUGAACACAGGGAAACAGUAAAAGCUUACAGCAGUGAGAAAUAUGCCACAGAUUCAAAACACAGGGAAGAUGUUAAAACUCACAGCAGUCAGAAAUAUGCCACAGAUUCAAAACACAGGGAAGAUGUUAAAACUCACAGCAGUCAGAAAUAUGCCACAGAUUCAAAACACAGGGAAGAUGUUAAAACGUACAGCAGUCAGCAAUAUGCUAAAGAUGCAAAGCACAAGGAAGCUCUAAAAUAUCAAAGUACUGAGAAAUAUGCUAAAGAUGCAAAGCACAGGGAAAAUGUAAAAACCAACAGUAUUGAGAAAUAUGCAAAUGACACAAAACACAGAGAAUCUGUUAAAUCAGCAAGCAUUGCCAAGUACAAAACUAACGCUGAACACAGAGCUAAUUUGAAAGAGAGACAAUCUGCCAGGGUUAUGCAAUUCAAAAAAGAAAGGAAAAUAAUGGAAAAUGUUACACAAUCCUUUGCCAAAAACAUAUCUGAAGGUCCAGAAUUUGUGUGCUCGGUGUGCCAUCGAAGACUUUUCAAAAAACAAGUUGUACAAUGUAAAAGAACAGUAUAUGAAAACAAAGGAAGUACUAUUGCCACUGUUGCUGAGAGAUGCAUCACAGAAAAUUACCUACACAGGUGCUCAGACAGUUGUGAUGACCAAUGUUCAUUUGUCAAUAGUCCUGAAGGCACAUUAUGGAUUUGCUAUACCUGUCAUAGGAAACUUUUGUCUGGUAAAAUGCCUGGAGAAGCUGUUGUUAACAACCUUGAACUGACCCCUGUUCCUAUGCAACUUCAAUGUCUCAAUGAACUAGAGCAGCACUUGAUUGCCUUGAAUAUCCCUUUCAUGAAAAUGAUGGCAUUACCAAAAGGUGGACAACAUGGCGUACACGGACCUGUAGUAUGUGUUCCUUCUAACAUUCAAAAAAGCACCAGUUUCUUACCAAGAAGUGAUGUAGAUGAUCAGAUGAUUAGAGUGAAACUGAAAAGGAAGAUUACUUACAAAGGCCAUUAUCAAUAUCAGUUUGUCAACAAGGCUCAUGUUAAAAAUGCUUUGGAAUAUCUUCAAACAACUAACAAAUGGUACAGGGAUGUGAAUUUUAAUACAGAAUGGGUCAAUCCCUUGCCAGUUAUUGAUGAGGAAGAUGAAAUUAUUGAUUCUGAUACUGAAACAUUACCCGAGGUUGAAAAGGAUAGCUCAAACACACCAACUAAUGAAAAUGAAGAGUCUGAGAAAGAUCAUGGAUUACUCAUGAAUACAUGUCUACAACCACUUGAUAUUGGCCAAGAAGUUAUGGAUCAACAUUUUGAUAAGAUAACCUGUGUUGCACCUGCUGAGGAAAAUAAUCCUGUUCGACUACUGACAGACAAAAGCAAUGAAGCAAGGUCAUUUCCUGUACUGUUUCCAUCAGGGUCCCCUACAUUCCAUGAUGAUCGUGAAGAGAGAAUUACACUUGCACGUUAUCUACAUACACGCCUCAUGAAUGCUGAUAGUAGAUUUGCUCGAAACACUGACUACAUAUUUUAUGCACAGUAUCUUUCUGAAAUUGAUCAAGUUAUGUCAAAUGUUUCCAUUGCAAUGCGAAAGGGAUCACAGUCACAUGGUAAAAAUGUUUCAUCUGAAAAUCUUACAGAUUCUGAUUCUCUGAGAGAGAUAUUAAAAUGUGAUGAAGGCUACAAGUUCUUGAAACCUAUCAGAGGAACUCCACCAUACUGGCAGUCUGCUCAGAAAGAUUUAUUUGCUAUGAUAAGACAACUAGGUAUUCCAACUUGGUUUUGUUCUUUUUCAUCAGCUGAUAUGAGAUGGCCAGAAAUGAUUGAAACGAUACUCAGAGAAUCCGGUGAUACACGCAAAGCCACUGAACUUGACUGGUCUGAAAAAUGUUCUAUACUAAGGAAAAAUCCAGUGACAGCAGCCCGAAUGUUUGACCAAAGAUUCCAUUGCUUCUUGAAAGAGGUUAUCAUGUCACCAGCUGAACCAAUUGGAAAGAUAAAAGAUUACUUUUAUCGUGUAGAAUUCCAGCACCGUGGUUCCCCUCACACUCACUGUCUUUUCUGGGUUGAAAAUGCUCCAAAGGUUGAUGACGAUAAUGAUGAGUCAGUAACAUCUUUCGUUGAUAAAUAUGUCACAUGUGAUAUGCCUUCAGUUGAGAAUGAUGAAGAAUUGUUUGAUAUUGUCAACAGUGUACAAAAACAUAGUAAAAGACAUUCAAAGUCAUGCAAAAAAAAUGGCACAACCUGCAGAUUCAAUUUUCCACGUCCUCCAAGCAAUGAAACUUUCAUAUCACGAGCAGGAGGUCUUGACAAUAAACCAAAAGAUGUUGUGCCCAAAACCUUGAAACAGUGCUGUGAAGAUCUUUUCAAUAUGAAAUUUAUGUCCAUACCAGAUGCUCAAAGAAUUUUGAAACUGAUUUGGCAAGGAUUAACAAAUGAUGAGCAAACAUUUGAGUCAGUUGAUGCAUUGUUCUCUGCCAUUGGUAUUUCGCAAGACAUAUUUCAACUAGCAUGUGAUACUCUAUCCAAAAAGACAAAUGUUGUGAUGAAACGCAAUCCCAAUGAUGUAUGGGUCAAUCAGUACAAUGCAGAUCUGCUCAGAUGUUGGAAUGCGAACAUGGAUAUUCAGUACAUAGUUGAUGCCUACUCUUGUGUUGUCUACAUCAUUUCAUAUAUCUCAAAGGCAGAAAGAGAAAUGGGAUUACUGUUGAAUCAUGCACAAACAGAAGCAAAUAAGGAUAACUCUGAUGCAAAAUCUGCUCUCAAGAAACUUGGUGCUGUAUACCUACACAAUAGAGAAGUGAGUGCUCAGGAAGCUGUCUUUCGAGUUUGCAAUUUGAGAUUGAAGGAAGGAUCACGUAAAGUACAGUUCAUUCCAACCGUAGACCCUGUCAGAAUGAGUUUGCCUCUGAAAACCCUACAGAACAAACGAAAGAGUGGUGAACUAGAUGAAGAUGAAAUGUGGAUGACAAGCAUUGUUGAUCGAUACAAGAGCAGACCCAAAGGUGACGAGUUUGAUAACAUGUGUCUUGCAACGUUUUGCUCAGAAUACAGAGUGCUACCAAAAUCUGAAGUAUCAAAUGUUUCUGAUGACAAACGCCGUAGUCCAUUAGUAACAUUGCAAAAUGGCCUUGGUCAUGUGAAAAAACGUACUCGGACUGAUGCAGCAGUUAUCAGAUAUGCUAGAUUUUCACGUACAAAGAAUCCAGAAAAACACUAUCACAGUAUAUUGCAGUUAUUCUUGCCAUACACGUUUGAUGCACAAUUAAAACCACCCGCAUUCAAUUCGUAUGAAGAGUUCUAUGAAACUGGUGCUGUUCAGAUUGAGAACUGUCCUUUGGAAACUGUGAAAGAGAUUGUUGACAGAAACAAAGCAAUGUUUGAGAAAGAUGGUGAUGUUAUUGAUGAAGCAGAGGAAUUGUUUGACAAAACAGGUCAAUUGGAAGAUGCUUGGGCUCAAAUCUGUCCAGAAACUGAAUCUGAAAGAAUAGCAUGUGAAGGUGAACACACUUGUACGACCGAUGAGGAAAGUGAAAGUGAAACUGCUAUGAACAUGCCUGAUUUGCUACUGAAGGAUAACACAUUAUCAAAAACAGAGGUACUUCAGAGUACAAUGUCAAGACAAAAAGCAGAAACUAUUCUGAGAUCAAUGAAUGAGGAACAAGCUGAGGUUUUCUAUAAAAUAAGACAAUGGUGUUUGGAUAAAAGGAACGGCAAAAAUCCUGAUGCAUUUAAUCUAUUUCUGACUGGUGGAGCUGGUACUGGAAAGAGCCAUUUGAUCAAGGCAAUUUGCUAUGAAUGCACUAGACUGCUAGCCCCAAUGCAAAAUAAUCCAGAUGAUAACUGUGUACUUUUGGUAGCUCCAACCGGAAUUGCAGCAUUUAACAUACAUGCUUCCACGAUACACAGUGCACUCUCAAUUGGAAUUGAUGCAAAACUGCCAUACCAGCCACUUGGUGAGGAAAAGAUCAAUAGUCUGCGAGCAAAGCUGCAAGGUAUCCAUAUACUAAUCAUCGAUGAAAUAUCAAUGGUUGAUCACAAGCUGUUAUCAUACAUUCAUGGUAGAUUGAGACAGAUCAAACAAACUGCUGAUUAUUCACCAUUUGGAAAUGUAUCUGUAAUUGCUGUUGGAGACUUUUAUCAGUUAUCACCUGUUAAAGGAACACCAUUGCAUGUUGCCAAAAAUGGAUAUGACCUGUGGAAUGAUAAUUUUUCUAUCGCAGAAUUGACAGAGAUCAUGAGACAAAAGGACCCUGCAUUUGCACAACUUCUGAAUCGGUUACGAACACGAAAAAAGUCAGACCCUCUAGAAACAAGAGAUAUACAUAUGCUCAAACAACAAGAAACUGGUGAAGAUGAUCCAGAAAGCAUUCACAUUUUUGCAACAAAUGCUCAGGUUGAUGAAUACAAUAUUGCUGCUCUUCAUUCUAAAUGCUCAGAUCCAAUUUGUAUUGAUGCUCAAGAUUUCUCACGAAAUGCAAAAACAGGGAAACUUGAAAAGAGAGAAAUACCUCAUGGAAAAGUUCAUAACUCAGUCUUACAAAAAAGUCUCAAUGUUGCAAUUGGUGCGCGUGUGAUGAUCACAAAGAAUAUUGAUACAUCAGAUGGUCUUGUGAAUGGAGUCUUUGGAACUAUAAGCCACAUAUCUUUGACUGAUGGUGAAACAUUUCCUUCAAAAAUACAUAUCGUGUUUGACAAAAUUGAUGUUGGUCAGAAAUUACGAAGAAUGGAAGGCACUGCAUCUGAAUUAGAUCCUAACAGUACUCCUAUUAAGCCACAAGAAGAAACUGUUUCAAACAAUGGAAGCAUUAGACGACAAUUUCCACUCAAACUAGCCUGGGCUUGCACCAUACACAAAGUACAAGGGAUAACUGUUAACAAAGCUGUUGUUUCAUUACACAAGGUAUUUGCUGCAGGACAAGCUUAUGUAGCACUAAGUCGAGUAUCUUCUCUUGAUGGUCUUAUCAUUCAGAAUUUCAAAGAAUCAGUGAUAUACAGCAGUGCAAAGGUUGAAGCAGCAGUGUCUAGUAUGCCUAAGUUCCUGACAAGAAAUCAGAGAAUCAAUGAUGGUCAUCCAACAUGCAAGCUGAUUAUGCAAAACAUUGAGGGCCUUCAAUCACACUUUAAAGAUCUGCAGAAUGACAAGAGGUUUUGUGAGGCUGAUUUCAUUUGCUUGACAGAAACAUGGUUAUCUGAUUCACAUCCAGCUGAUGAAACAAAACUUGAUGGAUUUACGUUACAUCAUAAAUCCAGAUCACAGUGUUAUGAAUCAUCUGAACCAAUACUGAUGGAAUUGAAAAAUCAAAGACAUGGUGGUGUUGGAGUUUAUUCUAGUGAAGUCAAAGCAUGUGAAUUUACUCAGUUACCAGUAUCUAAUUUGGAGUAUCUGUGCAUGUACGUCAUGGAACUACAAGCUCAUGUUGUUGUUAUCUACAGGCCAAAUUCAUACACAGUUGAUAUUUUCAGAAAGCAUAUGCUAAAACUUGUUCAAGAACUUGAUAAACAUUCUGGUCGAUCCAUUAUCAUGGGUGAUUUUAAUGAAAAUAUCUUGUCAUCAUCUUCAAUACAAACUAUGAUGGAAUCAAAUGGUUUUACACAGAUAGUUUCAGAGCCUACUACUGAAGGUGGAACGCUUCUUGACCAUGUAUAUGUGAAAGGACUUGAGAAUGUAUCUGUUCAGAUUCUUCCUACAUACUUUGGGUAUCAUGAAGCUAUUGAAAUCAAAUUAUGA
This is a messenger RNA of Haliotis rufescens (red abalone), 9273 nucleotides long. RefSeq lists its product as uncharacterized. The transcript has a single exon. Gene Ontology annotation, molecular function: ATP hydrolysis activity; DNA helicase activity. The record is from RefSeq and is a predicted model, not a curated record. The coding region runs from base 1 to 9273 and encodes 3090 amino acids. Gene Ontology annotation, biological process: DNA repair; telomere maintenance. Lineage: Eukaryota; Metazoa; Mollusca; Gastropoda; Lepetellida; Haliotidae.